Messenger RNA from Gastrolobium bilobum, 1108 nucleotides. RefSeq names its product NEP1-interacting protein 1. The transcript has 5 exons. The coding region runs from base 285 to 992 and encodes 235 amino acids. Lineage: Eukaryota; Viridiplantae; Streptophyta; Magnoliopsida; Fabales; Fabaceae. The record is from RefSeq and is a predicted model, not a curated record.
GAGAGAAGGGGUCGCGUUAAGGCACACAAGCUUUAAAUGCAAGUUGGUUGAUGUUAGUUUCUUUCAAUCUUCUUCUCCUUACGGACUAAGCAUUGUGCAAUUGCGGGUCUCUUCUUCUUCUUCUUCUUCUUUGUCCUUCUUCUUAUUUUUAUUGUUAUUAUAUAACUCUCCCUUAAACCCAAUUCUUGUGACAUCAAAAACGCAUCCCCUCUUUGGCUUUUUUCCUUUUUGGGUUUCCAAUUGGCGUUGUUUCUUCAAAUUCGUUCGAUUUCUGACAUACCCAGAUGGAGUUUAUGGCAAAUCCAUGCCCUUUGCGUUCAUCUUUGUUCGGUUCCUUUGGGAAUCUUGUUGAGAGGGUUACACAGAUUGGUACCCUCGCUGUUUCUGCUGUCAUUGGGAACAUCUUCUCCGCGAUCUUGACUUUCUGCUUCGCAUUAGUGGGCACUUUGUUGGGGGCUAUGACUGGAGCUUUGAUAGGCCAAGAGACUGAGAGUGGCUUUAUUCGAGGGGCUGCUGUUGGUGCCAUAUCAGGAGCUGUUUUUUCCAUUGAAGUUUUUGAAUCCUCUCUUGUUCUUUGGCAAUCUGACGAAUCUGGAAUUGGGUGUCUGUUAUACUUGAUUGAUGUUAUUGCUAGCUUACUGAGUGGGAGACUUGUGCGUGAGAGGAUAGGUCCUGCCAUGUUGAGUGCUGUCCAAAGUCAGAUGGGUGCUGUUGAAACCAGCUUUGAUGAGGUUCAAAACAUUUUUGACACUGGUGGUUGCAAAGGUUUAUCAGGAGAUUCGGUUGAAAAAAUCCCAAAAAUCAAAAUUACUACCGCCAACAAUGUUGAUGCAUCCGGUGAAAGAGUUUCUUGUUCAGUUUGCCUCCAGGACUUUCAGCUUGGAGAGACAGUUAGAAGCUUACCUCAUUGUCAUCACAUGUUUCACCUACCUUGCAUAGAUAAGUGGCUCUUUAGGCAUGGUUCUUGCCCAUUAUGCAGAAGAGAUCUUUAAUUUUGUAUAUGAAUAGCAUAGACGGUAAAAAAAGUUAUUUUUUAUUUUUUGUUUAUAAGCUUAUUUAAUUCUAGGACUUACACUCGGUUGCAUUUAGUCAGAGCCAUUGCAGUUAU